AUGGAAGCCGCUUACACAAAAACGCCAAAGGAGGUGUUGAAGUUCUUGAAUGUUGAUAAGGAGAAGGGACUUUCUACAAAGGACGCGGAGAAGAGGCUUGCGGAGUAUGGUCAUAACGAACUCCCGGAGGACCCACCAACGCCAUUAUGGGAGCUCAUCCUCGAACAGUUCAAAGACCAGCUUGUGAUCAUUCUACUUGGAGCUGCCGCUAUCUCGUUCGUGCUGGCGUUCUUGGAAACCGACGAAGCGGAGGCUGGAACGGCGUUUGUGGAGCCCAUCGUCAUCUUACUCAUCCUCAUUGCGAACGCGGUCGUGGGAGUGGUGCAGGAGACGAAUGCGGAGAAGGCUAUUGAGGCACUAGCGGAAUACUCUCCGGAUGAGGCAAAGGUCAUGCGUAACGGGAGCGUCCACAAGAUUCACGCCAAGGACUUGGUGCCCGGAGAUAUCGUGCACCUCGCCGUCGGAGACAAAAUCCCCGCCGAUUGCCGUCUCUUGGAGAUCAUUUCUUCAGCUUUCAGGACAGAUCAGUCCAUCCUGACCGGAGAGGCAGUAUCGGUGUCAAAGGACCCAGACACCGUUGUCAAAGAUGCCAAAGCGGUGAAGCAGGAUCAGGUCAACAUCUUGUUCUCUGGCACCACCGUCACGAUCGGCAAAGCCAUCGCCGUCGUGGUGCAGACCGGAACCGACACCGCGAUCGGCGAGAUCCAUCAAUCCAUCACCUCGCAAACAGACGAAAAAACGCCCCUGAAACAGCAACUCGACGAUUUCGGCGAACAGCUCGCGAAAAUCAUUACCGUGAUCUGCAUCCUCGUCUGGGUCAUUAACUUCCGCCACUUCAACGACGAAGCCUUCCACGGGAACUGGGUUAAGGGCGCCAUCUACUACUUCAAGAUCGCCGUCGCGCUCGCUGUGGCUGCUAUCCCUGAAGGGCUUGCCGUGAUCAUUACCACCUGUCUUGCGCUGGGAACCAAGAAGAUGGCGAAGGAAGGCGCGAUUGUCCGUAAAUUGCGCAGUGUGGAGACUCUUGGAUGCACUAGCGUGAUCUGCUCCGACAAGACGGGGACUCUCACGACCAACCAGAUGAGUGUCCGUCGCGUGCUGGUGUGGAACACCGUGUCGAGCCCGUCGGAGUACCAAGUGGAAGGAACCAGUUUCGGACCCAUUGGACGUGUGCUGCAGAAGGGUGUGCAGGUAGACCGUGAUGUGCUUGUGCAUAACUCGGCGUUGAAUGAGCUGGCCCACAUCUGUACGCUCUGCAAUGACGCUACUAUCACUUACGAUGAGGAAACUGAUCAGUACCAGAAGAUUGGGGAACCAACCGAAGCCGCCCUGAAGACCCUCGCCGAGAAACUUGGCACCGACGACCCGACCGUCAACCGCGCCAUCACCUUCGCGGCGGACGUUAACGGCCUCGCUGGACUCUCUGCCGCCGAACGUACCCGUCGAAUCUCCCACGUAAGCGACCACAUCGCGGCAAAGUUCAAGCGUCUCGCCACUCUCGAGUUCUCCCGCGACCGCAAAUCCAUGUCCGUCCUCGUCGAACGCAUUGACGGCGGUUCCGUCUUCGGUUCCUCCGCCAAUCGCGUCACCCGCCAGUCCUCAGCAUCCACCUCCAAAGCCCUCCUCGUCAAAGGCGCACCCGAGCAAGUCCUCGAUCGCUGCGCCUUCAUCCGCCUCUCCUCCACCUCCGACCCCACACCCCUCACCCCCGCCCUCCGCGAGAGCAUUCUCCAGAAAGUGGCCGUGUGGGGUGAAGACGAGUCCCUUCGCGUGCUCGCCUUUGCCACCGUGGAUAAGCCCAACGUCCCGGACCGCAUCGACCCCUCGUCCUACGCAAAAUACGAAGCCAACAUGACCUUUGUCGGCCUCGUUGGCAUGAUGGACCCCCCGCGCCCGGAAGUCAAAGACUCGAUCCGCAAAUGCGCCGUGGCGGGCAUCCGCGUCAUUGUGAUCACGGGCGACAACAAGAAGACCGCGGAAGCCAUCUGCCGCCAAAUUGGCGUGUUUGGCGAGGACGAGGACCUGACGGGCAAAUCCUACACUGGCCGCGAGUUUGACGAUAUGUCCCUGGAAGACAAGAUCGCCGCCGUGCACCGCGCCAACCUCUUCUCCCGCACCGAACCCGCCCACAAACAACAGUUGGUCGAUCUCCUCAAAGGUGAAGGGUUCAUCGUGGCCAUGACGGGCGACGGUGUCAACGACGCGCCGGCGCUCAAGAAAGCGGAUAUUGGAAUCGCGAUGGGCAGCGGCACGGAUGUGGCGAAAUUGGCGAGUGAUAUGGUGCUCGCUGACGACAAUUUUGCGACGAUUGUGAUCGCGGUCGAGGAAGGGAGGAGUAUUUACUCGAAUACGAAGCAGUUUAUUCGGUACUUGAUUAGUUCGAAUAUCGGGGAGGUUGUUAGCAUCUUCCUAACAGUAAUCCUUGGCAUGCCCGAAGCCCUCAUCCCCGUUCAACUCCUCUGGGUCAACCUGGUAACCGACGGUCUCCCAGCCACCGCUCUCGGGUUCAACCCCGCCGACCACGCCAUCAUGCGCCGCCCGCCGCGCGACCCCAAGGAACCGAUUGUCACCGGCUGGCUGUUUACAAGAUACAUGAUUGUAGGCACUUAUGUUGGAUUUGCGACGGUGUUUGGUUAUGCUUGGUGGUUUAUGUUUUAUGAGGGUGGGCCGGGGAUUUCGUUUCAUCAGUUGACCCACUUCCACUCCUGCGCCACCCAAUUCCCGCAAAUCGGCUGCGACAUGUUCCACAACAUCCUCGCCCAAAAAGCGACAACGAUGUCCCUCUCCAUCCUCGUCGUCGUCGAGAUGUUCAACGCCAUCAACUCUCUCUCUGAAAACGAAUCUUUGCUCACGUUCCCGGUGUGGGAGAACCCGUUCCUGUGUGUCAGCGUGGUGCUGAGCAUGUGUUUGCAUUUUGUUAUUCUUUACGUGCCGUUUUUCUCGAAUCUCUUCUCAAUCACACCCCUCAACCUCGCCGAAUGGCAAGCGGUGCUGUGGAUCUCCGCCCCCGUCAUCCUGAUCGAUGAGGUGCUCAAAUUUGUGUCGAGGCAGUGGAUUGUGCCGGCGAGGAAACUUAAGGAGGAUUAGAAUAUGGAAGAAGGGACUUUGUAGAGAGAAAGCUUCACGGCAGCCGCUGACUACCCACCCAACGUCGGCUUUGAGAUCAGGACCAGACCAGGACGCGGGGUUUCCUUUGGCGGGAAAACAAUGAAUGGCCCGUAUGCCGCGUUCAAACACCAAUUCCUCCAAAAUCCCGCUGUCUGCACCCCCCCCCCAAAACACACUUUCCUGACCUCUUCCCUGUGUGGGAACGAGAAUAGGGAUUUACUUUUUUCUUUCGCUUAUUAUUAUAUUGUGUUCGAAAUGAAACAUGUACACAUGGACCUGAAAAAACCCUCUCGAGCCCAGCUGGAGCGUGGAAAAGUGUGAUCCUGAUGUUAGCGCAUCUGGGACUUUCGAAAUCGCCAAACGAGCUCCCCCG
This is a messenger RNA of Fimicolochytrium jonesii, 3481 nucleotides long. RefSeq lists its product as uncharacterized. The transcript is spliced from 7 exons. Bases 1 to 3087 code for a protein of 1028 amino acids. Lineage: Eukaryota; Fungi; Chytridiomycota; Chytridiomycetes; Spizellomycetales; Powellomycetaceae. Gene Ontology annotation, cellular component: membrane. The record is from RefSeq and is a predicted model, not a curated record. Gene Ontology annotation, biological process: calcium ion transmembrane transport; intracellular calcium ion homeostasis. Gene Ontology annotation, molecular function: P-type calcium transporter activity; ATP binding; ATP hydrolysis activity.